Molecule: messenger RNA, 351 nt
Organism: Marmota monax (woodchuck)
Lineage: Eukaryota; Metazoa; Chordata; Mammalia; Rodentia; Sciuridae
Product: histone H2A-Bbd type 1
Exons: 1
Coding region: 1-351 (116 amino acids)
Cellular component (GO): nucleosome
Molecular function (GO): protein heterodimerization activity; structural constituent of chromatin; DNA binding
Source: RefSeq, a predicted model, not a curated record
AUGCCCGGGAAAAAAUACAGUUGGAGCUACAAGUAUAAGAAGCAGAUCAUCUCCAGAUCCACCAGAGCACAGCUUCAGUUCCCUGUUAGCCAUGUGGACCGCUUCCUGAGGCAGGGUCACUAUGGCCAGCGCCUGAGCUCCUCCGCUCCUGUUUUCCUGGCUGGUGUCCUUGAGUACCUGACCGCCAAAGUCCUGGAUCUGGCAAGUCAAGAGGCCCACAGCAACCGCAAGAUGCGCAUCACCCAGGAGCACGUGGGGAAGGUGCUGGAGAAGAAUUGGCAUCUCUAUAGCUUCUUCGAGGAUAAAGCCAACCCUCCAGAUGUCAAGAAACCCAAAAAGAGUAAGAAGUAA